AUGAUUAAUGCCAAAACCACCCUAGUAGUGGCAGAUCAGGACGAUCCAGCCUGCGCCAAGCUAUUGAAAUCAUUUUCUUCCUUCUCCAUAUCUAACUACCUACUGAAAAAAACAGGCAUUGGUAAAGAAGCUACAAAUUUUAUUUCACCCGAUUUUUUUACAGUGGAUCAACUACUGGAUACAGUAAGUGAAUGCAGCUAUAAUUCUAUUUCGAUUUUCUCUGCCAGGCCCAAGCUUUUCACAGGUGAAAACGGGGCUAAGAUUUUAUCCAAGGCGAUUGUAUUAUUAUUUCCCGGUGCUCAGGUCAACAUGAAACUUUUGGUUCCACUAGAGGAUACUGAGGAACUAACUAGACUGGUUGAGAAAGAAUUCCUAUACGCAGGAUUCAUCGACGUAAAAGUUGAUGAAAUAGCCACCAUAGAUGGAUUGGUAAUGGUUAUAACGGCAAAAGCGCCUGAAUAUGCGGUUCAGCCUAUCAAAAUUAUAGGAAAUGUUGCACCCAACUCUAAAAUCACCCCAGUCAGAACAUCUGACUGCAGUACCAGGCCUAAACCAUGCGCCAAUUGCACUUGCGGACGGAGGAAAGAAGAGCAGCUAUCCUCCACCAACGAUCGUGACAGGGAUGGAACCCCCUCUGCAAGCUCAUGUGGAAAUUGCUACCUAGGCGAUGCCUUCAGAUGUGAAAACUGCCCCUACAAAGGCCUACCAGCCUUCAAGCCAGGAGAAAAGGUUACCUUGGGCUAA
Molecule: messenger RNA, 744 nt
Organism: Babesia microti strain RI
Lineage: Eukaryota; Apicomplexa; Aconoidasida; Piroplasmida; Babesiidae
Product: Anamorsin homolog
Exons: 2
Coding region: 1-744 (247 amino acids)
Biological process (GO): iron-sulfur cluster assembly
Cellular component (GO): cytoplasm
Molecular function (GO): iron-sulfur cluster binding
Source: RefSeq, a predicted model, not a curated record